AUGAAGACAAAAACGAGCCGGAAAUCCUCUUCCGACUCAUACAGUAUAGAUUCACUUGAAGCUACUGACUCCAAUGCUGAGAAUCAGCAUGAUAUACUGCCUUAUUUCAACGAUGUUCCACUUCAAAAUAUUUCCCAGGAACCCACGCGACGAAGUGCCAUCUCUUCAAUUUUGGAGGCAAUUGACGACGAAAACCAACAAACAAGAAAUGGGGCUACGAGUCUGUAUAGCAACGAUAGGGUCAUUCCAAUUGAUGAUUCUACCAUAAUGGAGGCCGUCGAUUUAGCCGUGCAUAAGGUUAAAACUGGGGCACAUGAAUGUGAUGAUGACUCAGCCGAGAAGAUUUCACUAAUCUCCGAAACGCCAGAAAAAAAUGUAAUUGACCAACCACCAGAUGGGGGAAUCACUGCGUGGUUGACUGUCACCGGUGCUUGUCUGUUUGUCAUGUCAACUUGGGGUGCCAAUGCUGCAUAUGGAGUUUUUCUAAACUACUAUUUGACUAAUCAUAUCUUCUCGGGUGCAACUCCAUAUGAUUUUGCUUUGAUCGGUGGAAUGGUUAUUUUUUUAGCUCAGGUUUUAGCUCCGGUUGCUAUGAUCUUGCAACGGACAUUCGGUUAUUACCCGGCAGUCAUCUUUGGAAUCGUUGUCCAAUUUACUGGAUGGUUUACCGCAAGCUAUGCUAAGACUAUAUGGCAUUUGUACCUAAGUCAGGGAGUCUGUGUCGGUCUGUCGGCCUCAUUUUUGUUUGUCCCUGUGUCGACUCUCAUUCCGGAAUAUUUUAUGAAAAACAGGGCAUAUGCAAUGUCUAUCGCUGUAGCGGGAAGCGGUUUUGGAGGUGUGUUAUUUUCCCUUUCCGUCAAUGCUGUAAUUGACCGAGCAGGUGACCAAAGGUGGGCUUUGAGGAUGGUAUGUUUUGUGGUAACCUUCAUAUCUGUCAUUGGCUUGAUCAUUUCUAGGCCUAGAGUUCAUCGUCCUAGAAUUACCAACUCUCUGGACCUUAAAGCCCAAUGCAAGAUUAUCUUCAAUUUCCGAAUAGCUUUGAAACAGCAAGUCUGUCUUGUUGCUUCCUGGUUUGCAAUAGUAAACCUUGGUUAUGUUGUCCUUUUGUUUUCAAUUUCUCCUUUUGCAACAAUGAUCUGUGGGCUUUCAGCCAAACAGGGAUCAAUUCUCACUGCUGUAAUGAACACCGGCCAAAUUGUAGGAAGGCCCUGCAUGGGGCUUAUGGCAGAUCGCUUCGGCCGUUUGAAUUUUACCAUAACGAUCAACCUUUUUGUAGCUAUUCUCAUUUGGGGUUGGUGGAUUCCUGUACGUUCAUUUGCAGCCCUUCUACCUUUCUCAUUCAUACUUGGAGCUGUCAUUGGAAUUGGCAGUGUAAUGAAUGCAGUACUAACUGCAGACUCCGUUUCUACAACUCAAUUCCCUGCCGCGUGGAGUUUCGUCAACAUAGUUGGUGGAUGUCUGAGUUUGAUUGCAGAAGUCAUGGCUCUUGGCAUAAGAGAUUUUUCCAUGUCGAAUCCUUUCCUGAACACUCAAAUCUUUUCGGGAUUUGCGUUCUUUAUUGGCGUAAUCUUACUACUGGCUUUACGUCAGUGGAAAAUUUACCGUCUACUAGUUCAAAGACAAUCACAUAACGAGUCUCAAUUACAAGAGAUUAAUUCUAAAUCGAACUUGGAAUGCACAGAACUUACAGAGGAUUACGUACCUUACGAAAUCAUGAUCAAAAGAAAACAAAAGUACGAUGUUUUACUGAAAGAUGGGAUCAAAGCAUAUAUUCUACGGACUUUAUACCCAAUAAAGACCUAG
Messenger RNA from Komagataella phaffii GS115, 1803 nucleotides. RefSeq lists its product as uncharacterized. Bases 1 to 1803 code for a protein of 600 amino acids. Gene Ontology annotation, biological process: transmembrane transport. The record is from RefSeq and is a predicted model, not a curated record. The transcript has a single exon. Gene Ontology annotation, molecular function: transmembrane transporter activity. NCBI's taxonomy places the organism in Eukaryota, Fungi, Ascomycota, Pichiomycetes, Pichiales, Pichiaceae.